AUGUCAACACCAAUGUUCUUUAGCGAGACCUUAUUACCUGAGAAACCUUCUUCUCAAGAAGACAAAGAUAAACUUGAGGGAGGACCACCAACACGGAUUUCCUCUGCUAACAGGGUCCGAGCUCGCCGAAACAGACAUCAACGCAAAAAACAGCGCACAAGCAGUCCGCCUGACUACGAAGACUUUUUAGUGUUUGGCUAUGAAGCAAAAGCAUUCCGUGAUGAUGAAAUGGCCAAAAAAAUCAACGAUGGUGAACUCUUGAUUCCCUGGCGUGGCGAGGACACCACCGAGAACCGGAUUUUAUUGGAUAGAUAUGACGCGCGAAAUCUACUUGACGAUCGUGAACAAUUUCGCAAAGUGAUUUAUAGUCUCUCGCAGACUGAAGAAGAAAUUGAAGAGGAGAAGUUGUGUGAUGAAGAGCGGUGGGCGGAUUUGGAUUCUGAAGCGGAGGAAAUGUACGAUUUCUCGGAGGAAGAACGAGAUGUGUACAUUGUAGAAGAAAAAAGGAAGAGACGAAGAAUGCAAGAGGAGGAUAGAGAAUACGCGUAUGAAUAUUCAGAAGACAAACAACAACAAGAGACUAUAGAAGAAAAAUCAGAAAAGCAAGUAAAUGCUAUCGAGAACUCUGAAUAUACGCCCAAAUUUGUUGUACCGCGAAAGAUGGUUACGCCGAAAAGCGAAAGAGUCGAUGAAAUAAUUGAAAGAACCGCAAGAUUUCUCAAUACCAGUAAUGACCCACAAAUAGAAAUUGUACUGGAAGCGAAACAGGCGAAUAAUCCGAGCUUCAGUUUUCUGAAUAAAGACGAUCCAUUGUAUCCAUAUUAUAAACAUGUCAGAUUGCUCUUGCAAACCGGGUUAUUUGCUUAUGGUAAUGGCAGCGACGAAAGUGAAUCAAGCCAAGAGGAUGAUGAUGAAGAAGAAGCAGUGAGUGAACUACCACCACAAGUUGAAACAAGUGAUGAAAAAUCGCCACAGAUUUUGGAUCAACAGAAUAUAACCGAUGAGGUAGUUGAUUCCAAAGAAGGGCAAUGUGUAAAGAAGGAAAACGGACAAAUACUAGAUCAUCAUCAUCCGAAUGGAAUAAAUACGUCUAAGCCUUCUUCUGGAGCUCAACCUCCACCUAAACCUUACGGACCUGCUGUACUAAAAAUUACUCCUCGUUUAAGUGUACCAUCACCCGAGAUUCAGCUCGUGAUCGAUGAGCUCGCAGCCUACAUUGCCAAAAGUGGCCCGUCUAUUGAAUCAAAAAUUCGUGCACAACACAUCGACGAUCCGAAAUACAGUUUUCUUUUGCCGUGGAAUGAGUAUAAUCCAUAUUACAAAUUUAAGAUUCAAGAUGAAAGAAAUUUUUUGGAAAAAGUUAAAAAAGAGGAACAACAGCAUCAGAAUCGAGAAAUUGAAGAUGAUAAUGAAAUCAAUAAAGCACCGGAAAAGAAACUGAAUGAUGAUUACGAAACACCAUCAGAAUCAGAAGGUUCACUGUCGGAUAGUUAA
This is a messenger RNA of Ambispora gerdemannii, 1494 nucleotides long. The record is from the annotation of a GenBank genome assembly. NCBI's taxonomy places the organism in Eukaryota, Fungi, Glomeromycota, Glomeromycetes, Archaeosporales, Ambisporaceae.